AUGACUGAUAUUUAUGAAUUUGAGAAUCUCAAAUUUAAAGAGAAUUUUGAUAAGUGCACCUAUACGCUUGAAAAGUCUACUUGCAAUCCCUCUGCCGUCCAAGUCGUGCAGCCGGCCUCCAACACAUCAUCAGGCUUCGGUGUAGUAACCAUGAUCGAUGACCCUUUAACCUUGGGGCCAAAGUUGAGCUCAAAAUUGGUAGGAAAGGCACAGGGGUUUUAUGCCUCUGCUUCACAGCAAGAGCUUGGUCUUCUAAUGGUGAUGAACUUUGCAUUCCUUGAAGGGAAGUACAAUGGCAGCACUAUCACCAUUCUCGGGAGGAACACCGCUUUCUCCGCCGUCAGGGAGAUGCCGGUGAUCGGAGGCAGCGGCCUUUUCCGUUUUGCUAGGGGGUAUAUUCAAGCCAGUACUCAUUCUCUUGAUUUGAAGACAGGGGACGCCGUCGUUGAGUACAAUGUCUAUGUGUUACAUUAUUGAUGCUCUGCCACUUUUGAUUGCUUCAAGCCAAGUGGGGUUGAUUUGUGUUAUUUAUGU
Corylus avellana is the source of this 534-nucleotide messenger RNA. Its product is annotated as dirigent protein 19-like. NCBI's taxonomy places the organism in Eukaryota, Viridiplantae, Streptophyta, Magnoliopsida, Fagales, Betulaceae. The record is from RefSeq and is a predicted model, not a curated record.